GAAAGAGGGAUGGUGUGAUAUGGUCGAUCAUUGCAAGUGGAGGUGAUGCUCCCUCUCUCUCCUUUGACCUGAUCACCGAGCGAUAUCACCAUGUGCAUGGCAGCAUUUCAACGACGACGACGACACUCCGAUUCAAACUCAACUCCGACCUGUGCCCUCGCACACUGCAUGGUCUUCCUGAUAGUCAUAGCUCGCAGGUCUGACAGAGUAUCAGUGUGUAGGAUAAAUAUAAGUAGUGAGGUCGACGAGCAGGUCUCUCGGUCGAGUAUCGUCCGGAAACGAAACUUGAAUCGAAUUGGUCCUAAAAGCAACGAACCUCUAGCAAUACCAUAGCUCAUAGCUACCAACAACUACAAGCUAUCACACCAGUCUUUCACCUCCGUUGAUCACCAAUCAUGCCGGCCCUAGUACAACCACACUCAUCCAUGCACAUGCAAGACCCGGACCCGGCGACAACACCCUGGGAAACGUCGUUUCACUUCAAGACCUCCCUAGGCAAACGACAACGAGAUGGGGACGAUGAGGGGGGCGUGUUCUUCAACGCAAAAACGGCACAUUUGCAUGAUGCUGGAAUGGGAGGAGGUGUGGGUAUAGCAGGAGGGAACGUCAUGGGGAUGGCUCUGGGUCAGGAAGGUGGAGACACGUCUUUGAGGAGGUUUGGGAUGAAGAGGCUUAAGAGCACCAGCGACACACCCAGCUCGUUCUCCCUCUCCAGCUCCUCAUCAUCCCCAUAUCACCCGAAUCCACCUGCUUUCCUCCAUACCACAUCCAGCUCGACAUUCCCCUUCGCAUCCAGCUCCACGACGAACACAACAACGGCAAACACAACCACGACUCCUACUGCGACGACGACCUACCCCACUUACUCUCCCAGCCCGUUCUUUCCUACCGCCGCUUCGUCCGUUUCUACACCAGGAUUACAAUCCGGUUCUGACAACCGGUCUUCCCAAAACGGAAUCCCCAGCUUUUUCGGGAAUGCCAAUACCAACGCUCCCGGGAACGCCUACCCUGCCCCAGGUCCUUCGACAGACUAUGCCUUAGUGCCGGGAACAGGCAGUUUGAGCCUACAGCUACAUCCCCAUCACAAUCAUGACAGCAACAACUACAAUAACGAGGAUGGCAUGGACGUGGGGAUGGAGAUGGAUGCUCAGGACAUGGAAGACCCGUUCUCUGCGCACCCGAACGCUCCGCCUCCGUCGCUUUAUUCGAUGGCGAGUUCGGGGAUGGGCGGCGGUGAGCUCGGAAUGGAAUCUGGAGCUGGGCCUUCCACCCAUACUCAUACCCAGAGUCAUUUCGGCCAUCUGCAAAACAAGGAGCUACCAUACCCCCCUGUAGAGACACCUCAAAGGCAGACUCCAGCUGCAGCCCCUCAUCUCGGCGAGGGGAUGAAAUUAUCGGUCUCUGUCUCUCCGAACGACGGGUACGCGGAACCGUACUGGAGAGAAGGGAUCAGGGGGCUUCGGAGUGUUGGGUUGAGGGAGGACAAUGAGGGCUCGCCGGGGACGGGCACGGGGUUAGAAUUUGCGAACGAAGGAAGAGGGACCAGAGCGAGGAUGGUCUUGGGCACGGAGAUGGGUUCACACCUCGAUCAAGGUUACAAUCAUACUCUCAUUCAGCAAAAUCAGCAAAAUCGGGGGAAAGAGAUGGGGGUCGCAGACCUGGAUUUGGGGAGGAGCGUGGCCAUGGCCAUGGGGAUGGGGGUGGAUUCGAGGAUGACACAUGGAGACGUCGAGAUGGACACCUCUCCCGUCUUCUCCCACCUCCGUCUACCUCAGCCCAGUCCGGUCGAUCCCAACUUUAUCCCAACCGUUCUGACCGAUCAUCCGGGACUACCUACCACCCCCGUCGCCCCUACGUUCGAUAUCGCCCCUUCCGCGCCUGUCAAUACGCCCGCUACGACCCCGACCAGACAAAACGCCGUGCCCAACCUGUUCAUGACCGGAACUCACAACAACCCAUCGAGGACGAGAUAGAUGUAGGAAACACGACAUAUCGAGGUGCAUGUCCUUUCAUCGACGAAAAUGUGACGCCAUCAGGCGUUAUUGCCUUCGAGGAGGAUACUGUAACAAUCAGCUAGAAUCAAACAAAAGGACAAUCGAUCCACUUUUACGCAACUAUUACGACCAUUCUAUCUAAUUCGACGAGGCCCUGAACGACGCAGAUGGGUCCGCCCGAUGUAACGCCCUUUGUAAUUACGGUGCGCGGUUAUCGCACACGCACGAAAUGUCAGAUUUAUGCUUGUUUCUUCA
Filobasidium floriforme is the source of this 2249-nucleotide messenger RNA. RefSeq lists its product as uncharacterized. The record is from RefSeq and is a predicted model, not a curated record. The transcript has 3 exons. Lineage: Eukaryota; Fungi; Basidiomycota; Tremellomycetes; Filobasidiales; Filobasidiaceae. The coding region runs from base 396 to 1973 and encodes 525 amino acids.